Cyprinus carpio (common carp) is the source of this 3643-nucleotide messenger RNA. RefSeq names its product NACHT, LRR and PYD domains-containing protein 12-like. The record is from RefSeq and is a predicted model, not a curated record. The transcript has 13 exons. Lineage: Eukaryota; Metazoa; Chordata; Actinopteri; Cypriniformes; Cyprinidae. Bases 71 to 3202 code for a protein of 1043 amino acids.
GUCUACAUGCUCAUAUUUGGUUAUAGUUAUAGCGCCACCUACUGGAAACAGAGUCAGUGCUGGUUUCAUCAUGAAUGACACACAAACAUCCAGAGAUGAAGAUGUUUCUCCAGGAUGCAGCUCAUUUCAACAGAUGAGAUCAGAAGCAGAGCCCAGCUGUGUGUCUAUGAGGAGUGACAAGUCUAUGGAUCAAAUAAUAGACUUUAAGAGUGGAUAUACACAGACUGAUCUCAGUUCAUUUCAGCAGAAGAAUUUAGAACCAGAGCCCAGCUGUGUGUCUAUGAGGAGUAACGCAUCUGUGAAUCAGACAUUAGAUUAUAAGAGUGAAGAUACAAAGACUGAUCUCAGGCAUGAAGUCCUCAAGACAUUUAGAUCAAAUCUGAUGAAGAAGUUUGAGUGUCUGUAUGAGGGAACAGCGACACAGGGAAACCCAACACUCCUGAAUGAGAUCUACACAGAGCUCUACAUCACAGAGAGUGAGAGUGGAGAGAUCAGUAAUGAGCAUGAGGUGAGACAGAUUGAGACACAAUCCAGGAGAGCAGCAACAGAGGACACAGCCAUAAAAUGCAGUGACAUCUUUAGACCUUUACCUGGACAAGACAAAGCUAUCAGAACUGUGCUGACAAAGGGAGUCGCUGGCAUUGGAAAAACAGUCUCUGUGCAGAAGUUCAUCCUGGACUGGGCUGAAGGGAAAGAGAAUCAGGAUGUCCAGCUCAUAUUUCCACUUCCUUUCAGAGAAAUCAACUUGAUGAAGGACAAAACACUCAGCUUUUCAGAUCUUCUUCAUGUCUUUUUCCCUGAAACUAAAGAAAUGGAAAUAUCCAGCGAUGAAUAUAAAGUUUUGUUCAUCUUUGAUGGUCUGGAUGAGUGUCGUCUGUCUCUGAACUUUAAGAGCAAACUGAAACUGUGUAAUAUAUCUGAAUCAGCCUCAGUGGAAGUGCUGCUGAUGAACCUUAUUGUGGGGAAUCUGCUUCCCUCUGCUCUCAUCUGGAUCACCUCCAGACCAGCAGCAGCUGAUCUCGUCCCCUCUGAGUCUGUCCAUCGAGUGACAGAGGUACGAGGCUUCAAUGAGCCACAGAAGCAGGAAUACUUCAGGAAGAGGAUCAGUGAUCAGAGUCUGGCCAAUACAAUUAUCUCACACCUGAAAUCAUCGAGGAGCCUCUACAUCAUGUGCCACAUCCCAAUUUUCUGCUGGAUUUCAGCCGCUGUUCUAGAGAAGAUAUUGAUUCAAGCAGAGAGUGAAGAGAUUCCCAAGACUCUCACUCAAAUGUACACACACUUCCUGAUCCUUCAGACCAACAUCAAACAUAGGAAGGACUAUGAGAAGAAAGUGACAGAUGAAGACAUGAUCCUCAAACUGGGGAAAGUGGCUUAUCAGCAGCUUGUGAAAGGCAACCUGAUCUUCUAUGAGGAAGACCUGAGAGAAUGCGGCAUUGAUGUGACAGAAGCAUCAGUAUACUCAGGAUUGUGCACUCAGAUCUUCAGAGAGGAGUGUGGCUUGUAUCAGGGGAAAGUCUUCUGCUUUGUUCAUCUGAGCAUCCAGGAACAUCUAGCAGCUCUAUAUGUGCACCUCUCCUGUACAAACCACAACAGAAAUGUGUUUGACCAAAUCACCAAACAGAGUUUGCAGUCUAAAGUUAAGGACUCGUUUCGACUCAAUUCAUCAGAAUAUGUUUCAUUAUCUGAGCUGCAUCAGAGAGUUGUGGAUGAGGCUCUAAAGAGUAAAAAUGGACAUCUGGACCUUUUCCUGCGGUUCCUUCUUGGUUUGUCAGUGGAGUCUCAUCAGAUUCUCCUACAAGGACUAAUGAAACAGAUAAAAAGUAGCUCUGAAAACAAUGAGAAAACAGUUGAGUACAUCAAGAAGAUGAUCAGGACCAUUGACUCGCAAGAGAAAUCCAUCAAUCUGUUCCACUGUCUGAAUGAACUGGGUGAUUAUUCACUAGUGGAGGAAAUACAACAGUAUCUGAAAUCUGGAACAAUAAAGGAAGCCAAACUGUCUUCAUCUCAGUGGUCAGCUGUAGUUUUUGUGUUGUUGACAUCAGAGAAGAAGCUUGAUGAGUUUAAUAUUAAUAAUUUUUUUGGAGGAAGCAAUAAAGCUGAAAAAUUUAAAGUUCUCCAGAAGCUGCUGCCUGUGAUUAAAGAAUGCAGAUCAGUUCAGUUAAGGGAUUGUGGCAUCACAGAUGAAGGAUGUGUUGCUCUGACUUCAGCUCUGAGAUCAAACCCCUCACACCUAAGACAACUGAAUCUGUCUUGGAAUAAAUUAGGAAAUUCUGGAGUCACGCUGCUGUCUACUGGACUGGAGGAUCCUCACUGUAAACUGGAGAAACUGUGGUUGAGUGAUUGUGGCGUCACAGAUGAAGGUUGUGCUGCUUUGGCUUCAGCUCUAAGAUCAAACCACUCACAACUGAGAGAACUGGAUAUGUCUUGGAAUAAACUAGGAGAUUCACUGAAUCUGUUCUCCUAUGCACUACAAAGUCCUCACUGUAAACUGGAGAUACUGUGGUUGAGUAAUUGUGGCGUCACAGAUGAAGGUUGUGCUGCUCUGGCUUCAGCUCUGAGAUCAAACCCCUCACACCUGAGAGAACUGGAUCUGACUGGGAAUAAACUAGGAGAUUCAGUAAAUCUGUUCUCUGAUGUACUACAAAAUCUUCACUGUAAACUGGAGAGACUGUGGUUGAGUGAUUGUGGCAUCACAGAUGAAGGUUGUGGUGCUCUGACUUCAGCUCUGAGAUCAAACCCCUCCCACUUGAGACAACUGAGUCUGUCUGGGAAUAAAGUAGGAGAUUCUGGAGUCACACUGUUGUCUGCUGUACUGGAGGAUCCUCACUGUAAACUGGAGAUACUGUGGUUGUGUAAUUGUGGCAUCACAGAUGAAGGUUGUGCUGCUCUGGCUUCAGCUCUGAGGUCAAACCUCUCACACCUGAGAAAACUAAAUCUGACUGGGAAUAAAGUAAGGUUUAGUUCAAUAACAAACUACACAAACUUGAAAUAUGAUUCUUAUUGUGUCAUUGUUCUUUACAGGUUGAGUAAUUGUGGUGUCACAGAUGAAGGUUGUGCUGCUCUGGCUUCAGCUCUGAGAUCAAACCCCUCACACCUGAGAGAACUGGAUCUGUCUGACAAUAAACUAGGAAAAUCAGGAGUGAAGUCACUCUCUGAACUGAAGGAUGAUCCAGAUUAUAAACUGGAGACAUUAUACUAUUGACUCUCGGUAUUCAGACGUCAGUACAGUUUCCUCAGGAUCAGCUGCUGGUGAAUAAGGAGCUGCUACAGAGACGUCACAGUCACACAAUCACCAGAGACUGAAGACUUUUAUGUGUGUUGUCUUUCACUGUCUUGUUUUAUAGGUAAUGGCCCAUGAAACAGAGUCCAGAAAAUGAGCAAUUUGGAAUCAUGUUGGAUUUACUAAAUAAUGACUAUAUUGUAGAUGCUGUAACACUCAAUACACACUGCAAACAAUGCUAAUUUAUUGUGCAAUAUGGACAACUUUGAUCAGGGGUGUCUAAACUAGAAGGCCACUUUCCUGAAGAGUUUAGCUCCAACCCUAAUUAAACACACCUGAACCAACUACAUUUACACUUAGUCAUAUAUAUAAUACACUCUCAUAAGCGCGCACACACACACACACACAAAGAAAAGCAAUUAG